Molecule: messenger RNA, 1392 nt
Organism: Rhododendron vialii
Lineage: Eukaryota; Viridiplantae; Streptophyta; Magnoliopsida; Ericales; Ericaceae
Product: L-type lectin-domain containing receptor kinase VIII.1-like
Exons: 6
Coding region: 120-1196 (358 amino acids)
Biological process (GO): protein phosphorylation
Cellular component (GO): plasma membrane
Molecular function (GO): ATP binding; protein kinase activity
Source: RefSeq, a predicted model, not a curated record
ACUAUUACUUGGGAAUAAAGCUGCAAUUUACUUUGCCUUCUGCGAUUCCCGUUCCACCACUCGGAAGCCGGAGGAGUCGGUGCCUCGAGAAAACGGACUUGUUCGAACCAAAAAGCGGUAUGGAAUCAGCUACUGAUUUGGUUGAAUACAACUACGAAGCGCUGGCCUCUUUCACUGGGGGAUUCUGUGAAGAAAACUUUAUUGGGGAUACUCUAUAUGGAAAAGUGUUCCAGGGAAAAAUUCAGCAGGGUUUGAAGACACAAGAGGUCGUGGUCAAAAUAUGGGUAAACUGUAGGAGAUUUGCGACUACUCCAGAACUUCAAAAAUCUAGAUUGAAUAAUGAAAUCAAGUUGCUGACAAAUUCGGGCCUGAAAGGGCAUCCAAAUUUGGUGAAGUUAAUUGGAUUCUGCUGUGAAACGGAACGUCUGGGAGUUGUAUAUGAGCUGAAACCGCUGGAUACAUUAGAGAAACUAAUUCUUCACGAUGAUUUUACAUGGCUUAUACGAAUCAAGGUAGCCCUCGAAUUUGCAUGUCUCCUUGAAUGUUUGCAUGAUCAACAACUCUUGCAUCGCAGUAUCGGCGCAGCUUAUUUAAUGAUUGACCAGGCUUUCAGUCCAAGAUUAUUUGACUUCCCUAUGCUUGUUGGUGGAGGUUUUGGUGAAAUUCGUUCCCGUGAAUAUGAUUUAGGGAGUGAUGGCUACAUUGAUCCACUUAUCGGUUUGACAGGUGCAUGGUCCAAUAAAACAGAUGUUUUUGCAUUUGGUGUCGUACUUCUGGGGCUCAUAGCAAAAAGAGUAUUUGAUUUAAAGAAGAGAAAGGAGCUGGGAUUGCUUAAUUAUGUUCAUAUCUGGGCCUGGACGGAGUGUGGAAAACCUCAGUCCAAGAAUUUUGGUGUUAAAGAAAAACCUCAGUCCAAGUUGUGGGGAAUGUUCAAGAAACACAAGGAGUCUCAGUUGAUCGUAAAGUCACUUGUGGAUAAAAGCCUCGAGAAUGAUGAACACUUCGAUGCUGGCGAUGGAGUCGAAAUCACAAAACUCGCGAUGCGCUGUGUGGAAGAGGAUCCAGAGCAACGACCAACAAUGAAAGAAGUUGUUCGCAGUCUGCGAGAAUUAGAUGUGGUCAAGAAAUUCAGUUGCUUCGUACUUCCUAAGAUGUCUGUUUCUAGCAGUGGUGGUGUUGUUCCAGGUUUGACUUGAGAGUUGAGGUCGGUGGAUAUGUUGCUAGUAGUUUUUAUGUUGCAACCGAGUAUUAGCACUAUGUUUAUUUUAGCACAAUCAAAAUGCAAAUUUUAUAGCACUGUGUAUUUAUGUGGUACUGUUGGAAAAUGGAUACUUCCUAAUGUUAAUGGCCUAUAUAUGUUGUGUGUUGUGAAGUGCCUUUUAGGCAGUGACA